Molecule: messenger RNA, 1527 nt
Organism: Trichosurus vulpecula (common brushtail)
Lineage: Eukaryota; Metazoa; Chordata; Mammalia; Diprotodontia; Phalangeridae
Product: cytochrome P450 4X1-like
Exons: 13
Coding region: 1-1527 (508 amino acids)
Molecular function (GO): heme binding; monooxygenase activity; iron ion binding
Source: RefSeq, a predicted model, not a curated record
AUGGACUCUGGCGUCGUCCCUUGGCUGGAGAGGCACUGGACGCUCUCCUUGGUCUUGACCUUAGCCCUCGCAACACUAUUGCCGCAGAUCCUCAAGCUCUACCUCCGGCGCCAGAGACUGCUGAGAGCUCUGCGGCCCUUCCCGGGACUCCCUACAAACUGGCUCGGCGGGAAUAAGAGGUAUGAACCAGAAGAAGAGCUACAGGCAUUUGAGGAGCUGCCCCAAAAAUACCCCAGUGCUCUUCCUCUCUGGUUUGGGCCCUUUCACGCAAUAUUAUUUAUCUAUGACCCAGAAUAUGCGAAGAUUUUCCUGAAUCGAAAAGAUCCCAAAACCUCCGUGGCCUACAAAUUCUUAAUCCCCUGGCUCGGCAGAGGAUUGUUGAUCCUGCAUGGUGAGAAGUGGCAUUACCACCGGCGCCUUGUGACCCCAGCCUUCCACUUCAACAUCCUGAAGGACUACAUCCACCUAAUAAAGGACUCAGCCCGUAUGAUGCUGGAUGAAUGGGAAAAACUCAGAACCGAGGAUAGUUCCAUGGAGGUCUCCGAGUCUAUCUCUUUCAUGGCCUUGGACAGUGUUCUGAAAUGUACAUUCAGUGUCCAGGAUUUGAGCAAAGAAAAUAGCUUCUUGAACACCUACUUCCAGAAUGUGAGCAAAAUCGCAAAUUUAGUCUGCAGUCGCAUGUACAGCUUCUUCUAUCACAGUGACUUCAUUUACAAGCUGAGCUCUGACUUUCAAGAGUUCCGGGCUCUCUGCCAAGAAGUAAAGAAGCGACCAGCUAAAAUCAUCCAGGACAGGAAGGCAGCCUUCAAGAAUCCAGGGGAACAAGAAAAGAUUCAAAAGAAGAAGAAGUACCUGGAUUUCCUAGACAUCCUCUUUCAAGCCAGAGAUGCAGAGGGAGGAGGCUUCACAGAUGAGGAACUAGUGGAUGAGGUAAAUACAUUCAUGUUUGCUGGCCAAGACACCAUGGCCUCUGGACUCUCCUGGACCUUAUACUGCCUGGCCAUGAACCCAGAACACCAGAAGAAAUGUAGAGAGGAGAUACAAGGUAUCCUGGAAGAUGAAGACUCCAUAACCUGGGACCACCUGAACCAGAUGCCCUAUAGCACCAUGUGCCUCAAGGAGGCCCUCCGCCUCUACCCACCUGGCCCCAAAAUAGGCAGGCAGCUCAUCGAGCCCAUCACCUUCCCAGAUGGACGCUCCCUCCCUUCAGGUGUGAUAGUUAUCCUGAACAUCUGGGCUCUUCACUGCAAUCCUGCUAUCUGGGAAAACCCACUGGUCUUUGACCCUGAAAGGUUCUCCCCAGAGAACUGUGAAAAGAGACAUCCUUAUGCUUUCUUACCAUUUUCUGCUGGAUCCAGGAACUGCAUUGGGCAGCAAUUUGCCAUGAUUCUAAUGAAGGUGGGCCUGGCCCUGACAUUGCUCCGCUUUGAACUGUUUCCGGAUCUUGAGAAGCCUCCCGUCGCCUCUCCCCAAAUAGUUCUCAGGCCCAAGAAUGGGAUUCAUCUGCAUGUGAAGCCACUCCACUAG